AAAAAUCGAACCCGAACGCGUAAAACUUGAAAACCGACUAUGGCCUUUCACGUAGCUUGUCCAAUUACAUGCCGGAAAAUUUGCUUCUGCGUUUUGGGGUUUCCUCGGAAUCUUCAUGGUAAAGAAGUCAAGGAUGUGUUUCUCAACCAGAUCCAUUCUGUUGAAGAGUGCUUGCUAAAUCCCUGGAAUGCUGAGGUUUCCAAGGACGGUACCGUUCAGAUCCAUGUGCCUAAGCUUGCUGUUUUCGAUACUGGUCCUCGCAUUGCGGCUAGAAAUGUUGGUGUUGGGAAUGAUUCUGCGAUGGAGGUUGUUGCUGCAUCAUCGAAUUUGGUACCAGCUAAACGUACGUUGGUGUUGCAGAAGAAAGUAGUGGAAGAUUAUGCUGUGAAUGAUGGUUCUGGCGACUUAGAGGUUUCUGUCAAAGAGCUCAAUGUAGAAGAUCAUGAUCAUCACAGUGCAAGCGUAACAUGUCACAUGUGCUAUUUGGUUGAAGUUGGCAAGAGUGAGAGGGCCAAGAUGCUUUCUUGCAAAUGUUGUGGCAAGAAGUAUCAUAGAAACUGCUUGAAGUCUUGGGCUCAACAUAGAGAUCUGUUUAAUUGGAGCUCUUGGGCGUGCCCCUCUUGCCGAAUCUGUGAGGGCUGCGGGACUUUAGGAGAUCCAAAGAAGUUUAUGUUCUGCAAAAGAUGUGAUGAUGCAUAUCAUUGUGAUUGCCAACAACCUCGGCACAAGAACGUUAGUUCUGGACCCUAUUUGUGUCCUAAGCACACCAAAUGUUACAGCUGUGGGUCUACAGUCCCUGGGAAUGGCCAGAGCUUACGGUGGUUUUUGGGGCAUACUUGUUGUGAUGCUUGUGGAAGGUUGUUUGUUAAGGGAAAUUAUUGUCCUGUAUGUUUGAAGGUUUACAGGGACUCAGAAGCAACACCAAUGGUGUGUUGUGACUUUUGCCAGCGCUGGGUUCAUUGCCACUGUGAUGGAAUUAGCGAUGAGAAAUAUAUGCAGUUUCAAGUGGAUGGGAAUCUUCAAUACAAAUGUUCUACUUGUCGUGGGGAAUGCUACCAGGUCAAGGAUCUUGAGGAUGCUGUACAAGAAAUUUGGAAGCGAAAAGAUAUGGCUGAUAAAGAGCUAAUUGCUAGCCUGAAAGCUAGUGCUCGGGUUGUUGGGCAAACUAGUGGUGCCCCUCUUGUGAAUCAGCCUGGCUCUGUGGAAAGAAAAGUUUCUGAAAAGGCUAAGGUCAAUGGUGAAGAAGAGAAGCCAUUGAGAGUUCUCAGGAUAAAAAGUAGCAGGACUCAAGAUUCAGAUAGUGAGAAAUUUGGAAAACACGCUACAGAGCUGAACACUGUGAAGGCGAAAAAAUUGGUGAUAAGUAUAGGUCCUCGAAAGACAGGUGUUACAAACUCUACGAGCUGCGAUGUAUCAAAGCUUACUUCCAAAUCCAAUGGAAAGCAAGAAAAAUUGCAAUCAGAGGAAACGUCUUCCCGAGAACAGCAUCACAGCUUGCUGGGGAAGAAUAAUGACGAAAAGAGAGGGUCUCGAGGUGAAGUAGCCUCUUCAAAGGCUGAGGGAGGAUUCAUAGGAAGACACUCAGAUGGUAAAGGAGAUUUAAAUAGUGGCUCGCAUGAUUCAUUGCAGAAAGAUUCAAGGAGAUUGCUGAAACUUAGAAUAAAAAAACAUAAUCCUGAGAGCCAAGCAGGUGAAGCCCCUAGCAUUGUAUAUGAAAGAGGUAAAUCUGGUAAAGGACAUAGGUCUAAGAGGAAAAGAGCAUCACCUCCAGCUGAGAAAUCAGCGUUCAAUGAAGAUGAAGAUGUAUCGCUGUCACGUGAAGACAGUUUGUUAGACGAAAUGCUUGAUGCUAGUUGGAUUCUGAAGAAGUUGGGGAAAGAUGCGAAAGGAAAAAAGGUUCAAAUACACGAGGCCUCAGAUGAUUCAUGGGAGAAAGGAGUGGUAAGUGAAGUAGGAGGAGGAGCAGGCACAUCGAAGUUGAUGGUGACGCUGGAGAAUGGAAAAGUGAAGACGGUCGAGCUCGGGAAGCAAGGGGUUCGAUUUGUUCCUCAGAAGCAAAAGAGAACGAGAACGUGAGGCUAUCUAUUCUUGACUGUCCACAUUUAGAAACAACAUGAGCUUCUUCUACUUCUUCUUUAUCUUUUUAUACUUUUAGAAUCUGUAUGUAACUUGAUUAGCUUCUUUUUUACCUGGGAACAAGUGUAAAAGAAGAGUUACCUGCUGAGGGGAAUAAGAGGUUUAAAAUUGU
Messenger RNA from Arabidopsis arenosa, 2248 nucleotides. Lineage: Eukaryota; Viridiplantae; Streptophyta; Magnoliopsida; Brassicales; Brassicaceae. The record is from the annotation of a GenBank genome assembly.